Monopterus albus (swamp eel) is the source of this 2620-nucleotide messenger RNA. RefSeq names its product transcription factor 12-like. The transcript is spliced from 13 exons. Gene Ontology annotation, biological process: regulation of transcription by RNA polymerase II. The record is from RefSeq and is a predicted model, not a curated record. The coding region runs from base 96 to 1607 and encodes 503 amino acids. Gene Ontology annotation, molecular function: protein dimerization activity; RNA polymerase II cis-regulatory region sequence-specific DNA binding; DNA-binding transcription factor activity, RNA polymerase II-specific. Gene Ontology annotation, cellular component: transcription regulator complex; chromatin. Lineage: Eukaryota; Metazoa; Chordata; Actinopteri; Synbranchiformes; Synbranchidae.
UGUGGACUGUGUACACAUGAGUAAAGACUCGAAGAGAAGAGCAGUGUGUGGACUGUACUGUGAGCCUGGAGUCUUGCACUGAACCAGACAGAGUUAUGUACUGUGCUCAUCCUGUCUCCAGCACAGGCAGCAACUCAUUGAUGUAUUGCUACAACAUGAAACCAGUAUAUGGGCAGUCUCCCACAAAUGAUGACAUCAGCCAGAACACAUCUUCACAUCCAUCCAACAAGGCCCCCAACAAUGUGUUCACAAGCACAUUCUUUGAAGGGAUGAGCAAUUUGCCUGACAUCUGGAAUGCUGUAAAUGGGCUGAACCCACAGGGCUAUGAAGGUGCAGUGGGAACGGCCACAGCCCGCCACACACAGCAGGGGAGCUACAGCGACCUGCAGCCACCACACAGUCACCUGGACUACUCUCCACAUUCAAUGAUGGCCGCUGAUAUGAACAGGGGUCUCCCACCCAUGUCCACUUUCCACUGCAACAAUACGGCAUCACGCACUCUGUCAGUCAACGCCUCAGAAAAUUCAACAGUCUCAGGGAGCCAGGGAAAUGUAUCAGGAGGUUCACAGACAGGUGAUACCUUGGGCAAAGCUCUGGCAUCUAUUUAUUCCCCAGAUCACACCAGCAGUAGCUUCCCUUCCAGCACAUCUACACCGGUGAGGUCUCCAUCUCCACUGCCCAAUGCACCUGACCCUGCAGGCACAAACAUGUGGCCUCGGAGUUCAGUUCAGGCACCAGUCUCACCACAUUAUGAGUCCUCACUUAUAUCAAUGUCUCAGGUGGAGGACCGCCUAGACAGACUUGACGAUGUGAUCCAUGUCCUGAGGAACCACGCUGUUGGUCCCACGGAGGGUCUGCCCACUGACAUCCAAGGCCUGAUGAACCAGGCCCACCACAGCCACGUGGGCUCUGCCAGCACUCUGCCAGUCUCCUGUCACACUCCAGCCAUGGUUAACAACCAUUAUGAAGUUGAAGCUGUCAGUAUGAACAACAACCAUUCAGCCUUCCAGAGCCACACACAAAAUGGCCACCCGUACCCAGUCAGACAGAGGCCCACACUUCAGCCAAUGCAAAGUGGAGGAGGCCUGGGUGUUCAGGGUAAUCUGGAGCUGAAGAUGGAGAGUGGGGAAAGGGAAGAAAUGAUGCACACCAAUCACAGUCACAGCUCUGACAGUCAGAGAUCAGAUGAGGAGAGUGAACACAAAACACAAGGAGAAAACAGCACACAGGACAGUAUCCAUGAGGAUGAGGAGUUGAGCCCGGAGCAGAAGGCUGAACGCGAGCGUGAGAGGAGGAUGGCUAACAACGCCCGUGAACGUCUGCGUGUACGGGACAUCAACGAGGCCUUCAAGGAGCUGGGUCACAUGUGCCAGCUGCACCUGAAGAGUGAGAAGCCGCAGACCAAGCUGCUGGUGUUGCACCAGGCCGUGGCAGUGAUCCUCAGCCUGGAACAACAAGUCAGAGAGAGGAACCUGAACCCAAAGGCGGCAUGUUUGCGUAGGAGAGAGGAAGAAAAGGCAUCUGCAGUCAUGACUGAUCCACAGUCCAUGCAUCUCGCUUUUCAUCCCAGUCUGACAGAUUCAGCAAACUCUUUGAGCCACCUCUGAGCAUCUGAUAAUAACUACAUCAGGCCCAGCAUCAAAUGCUGAGUGAAGAGCAUCCCAGGAACAUCCAGAUGUGUUUGGGCGCCUAUGAUUUCUUCUGAAUUUGGACCAGAGUGGAGAGGUCGACCUCUCUGAUUGUAAAGUGUGAUGCAGUUGAACAAUCAUCUCCUCACUUCCCAAACGGACUUCUAACUUUGUGCCUAAACAGACAAAUGCAUUGUAUGCUGCAGAUGUUUUGUACAUACAGUAUUUUGUAUAUUUGUCGAUUGUCUUUCUGUUUGAAUAUAUCUGAAUGGAUGAAAGCCGGUAAUGACGAUGUUUCAUCUGCAGCUUGUUUGUGGCAGAGCCAGAUCUAUUUCUGACUGACUUUUACAGUGUAUCACUACUCACUAUGUACACUCUAGAUUUCCACCGAGCCCAGAGAACUGACAUUCCCACAAUUGUGUGCUCAGACAGCGAUUUCAUUUGUCUUGUGAUGUGUGUGUGUGUGUGUGUGUGAGAAAGAGAGAGAAAGUAUUGUAGGAGUUUGACCAUUCUGUGAAUGAACAGAUCUCCUAGAAUGUUCUUUAACCUCCUCUGUUAUUUGUAUAUGUGUGUCAUAGCACUGUUAACAAGCUGACACUUCAGUGAAACACUGGUGGGCAGAUCCCCUCUUCUUUUCAGUGUAAUUAAUGCUCUUCCGGUGUAGUCAAAGCUCUUUGCAUGUCUGAGUUUUUAAAUAGAAUGUUUCAUUGUUUUUCUAAAUUAUGUAACUUAUAUUUUAUACAAAUAUUGUGAUGUUAAUAGUGUCUCUGUUUGUUUUUGUAAUUCUCAUUUUACACAAAACAGUUUUUGUGCAGUUUUGCUAGAUGUAGCCACAUUUCAUGGUCUGGGCAAUACAGUAUUACAGUAUAGCUAAUGUCUUCUUUGCUUAUCACACUGCUAAGCUGAUAAAAAAAAAAAUCUGAAAUAAUCUUUACAUAAUAUACAGUUGUACAGUACAGUAUAUGUACAAUCGGAACUAGUCCACGGGCAUG